CAAUUGACAUUGAUAAUUUACCAAAUGUUUACAUUGGUUUACAUGUAUUUGUUUUUAUUUAAGUCCUCCUUGUUUAUGAAAAAAAAUAUAUUAGAAUUCACGAAAUUAGAGGACAAGUGAGGUUAUUAAUAUCAAAAUAUUCUUCAUUCACAACUUUCAAAUUACGAUAAGUUUGUUUAAUUUUUGUAGUAAAAUAUGGACGAAGUUCUAAGUGAUGUUUUUCGUCAAAUAUCUCCUACAAAUUUUUCUUUAGGAUCAAUGCAUUGGGUUCAUGUAACCCAUAUAAAUGAUCCGCAUAACUUUUACGUGCGAUUGACGAGUUUAAGUAAAUUUUUGACUGACAAGAUUUGUACUAAUCUAGCCGGCGAACUAAAGAAGCCUGAAAGAAUAAGUCAGGGAGACGUAGUUGUAUACGUAAAUACUAAUCGGCAGUGUGAGCAGUAUAUAAGGGGUAAAAUAAUUGAUAUUGUUGGUCAAGAAGGUACUUGUUUGUAUGAUAUAUUUGCCAUAGAUCAUGGUUUUAUUGAUAGAAAAGUAAAAUUCGAAAAUAUAUGGACGAGUGGUAGCGCUUGCUUGCAAGUCCCUCCAUUAUCUAUGUGCUGUGAACUGCACCACUGUCAACCCGUGAAAGACUGUGCAUGGAUGAACAAAACUAUUGAAGCCAUGAAGUCAUAUGUAGGCAGAGAACGAGCUAAGAUUAUAAUAAAAGGAAAAAACAACAAUAAGUUGACUGUAGAACUGAUUAAUACAUGCCCUGAUGAUAUAGCAACAAUGCUGGCAAUAACUGGCUUUUCCACAUUUGGAUAUGAUGGACCAGUUGUCAGCAGACUAGGGCAACCUUCACCAAAGAAAAUGUUUUAUCCCCAAAAGAAUCUAAAGGUUGAUAACAAACUUCAUGUAAGAGUUCAAUUUGGGAAAAACUUACAAGAGUUCUUUGUAGCUGAAACAUGUGAUUUUGCCAAAUAUUUACAACAUAAACAAGAAAUCUCAAGAAACGCUAAACUUUCAAAAGCUUUAAUAAGUGAAGAGUUAACAGAAAAUAUGCCUGUGCUGGUAACACUGGACCAUGUGAAUUACGAGAGAGGAUUAAUCAAGCAAGUGACUGUGCCAGAAACCAAAGCAUUGAUUGACUUAGUUGAUGUAGGAAAAACAAUGGAAUUGUCGAUACUAAAUUUAAAACAAAUCUCAGAGAGACUGCUGCUGUAUCCUCCGAUAAGCAUGCGUUGUAGUGCUGUUGAAAAUCAAAUUUGGGAUAACCAUUUUCAUAAGCUUUUACAUCUUGGCAAUGAAUUUUAUAUAACAUUCAAAAAACUUAGCAAUGAAUUAGAACCUCAUGUUGUCCAUAUAUCACAACAUUGAUAGCUUUAAUUACCAUAAAUAAGAAUUUUAUUUUAGACAAUUUCCAAUGUAUUAAUUCAGUAUUAAUGUAACAAAAUA
Messenger RNA from Zerene cesonia (dogface butterfly), 1437 nucleotides. RefSeq lists its product as uncharacterized. The record is from RefSeq and is a predicted model, not a curated record. The coding region runs from base 196 to 1359 and encodes 387 amino acids. NCBI's taxonomy places the organism in Eukaryota, Metazoa, Arthropoda, Insecta, Lepidoptera, Pieridae. The transcript has a single exon.